AUGAGAAAUACACGGAACAUUUUUGAAGGCCUCGUGGCGUUUCCUAUUACUCCUACGGAUUCGCAUGGCAUCGUCAAUACUGCCACACUCGGGCGAAUUAUUGAGAGGCUGGAUAUUCCGGGUGUUGAUUCGAUUGGAUUGUUGGGGAGUACGGGGACCUACAUGUAUCUGACAAGAGAGCAACGCAAGCGGGCAUUGAACGCGGCCAUACAAACUCUGCAAGGCAGAAAACCACUUAUUGUUUCUGUUGGUGCACUUCGUACAGGCGAUGCACAGCAAUUGGCCAAGGAUGCUGAAGAAGCGGGCGCCGAUGGGCUGCUACUUGCACCUGUCUCAUACAAUCCGUUGAGUGAAGAGGAAGUCUACCAGCAUUACGAGUCGAUCACUGGUUCAACCACGUUACCCCUCUGUAUCUACAAUACUCCGAGCACGACGCACUUUACCUUCAGUGACACACUUCUUGCUCGCAUUGCAGGGCUGCCAAAUGUCGUUGCGCUUAAGCAACCCGCCCCCGCUUCUGAGGUGACAGAAAGACAUGAAGCACUUCGCGCAAAGCUUCCGUCUGGCUUUUCUAUCGGAUACAGUGCGGACUGGCUGGUGGCUGACUCGCUUUUGGCAGGAGGCUCUGCAUGGUACAGUGUGAUUGCGGGAGUACUCCCCGCACAAUCAGUCGCGCUGAUGGCUGCCAUUCGCAAAGGAGACGAUAUCGAAGUGAGGCGUAUCUCGGCUCUUUUUCAGCCAAUGUGGGACCUAUUUGAAGAGCUUGGUGACCUCAAGGUGGCUUUCGCACUGGCUAACGAGCUUGACCUUUGCAAAGCAGCGCCCCCUCAGCCUAUUCUCCCCAUAGCUGCUUCACAUCACAAUCGGAUUCGCUCUGCGUUGGCGACGCUGAAUGAAGGCAUGAAGGGGAUGCCUUGGAAAAUAUGA
Messenger RNA from Aspergillus pseudonomiae, 927 nucleotides. RefSeq names its product dihydrodipicolinate synthase family protein. The record is from RefSeq and is a predicted model, not a curated record. Gene Ontology annotation, molecular function: 4-hydroxy-tetrahydrodipicolinate synthase activity. The transcript has a single exon. Lineage: Eukaryota; Fungi; Ascomycota; Eurotiomycetes; Eurotiales; Aspergillaceae. Bases 1 to 927 code for a protein of 308 amino acids.